GAGGGACUGCUAUCUCAGGUAUUUUCUUUUAUUUCAUUGAUCCAUCCAUUGUUAAUAUAUAUAGAGGAUCGAUUUUAUAGCUUGCUUCGAGCACAAUGGAGCUUUUGUACAUGAUCUUAAUUAGUUUUGUGCUUGCCUGUGUUUCUCUCUGCUAUGUUUUUAACCAUAUUCGUGUCGCCGCCGGCAUGAGAAAGGAAAAACUUGAUCGUCAUCCGCUCCCACCAGGAAGCACAGGAUGGCCAAUCAUCGGUGAAACCCUAGAGUACCUGCGCACGGCCAAAAAGGGUGUCCCGGAAAUGUUCAUGUUAGACAGGAUUAACAGGUACUUGUCAUCCGCUGGCAACUCUUGCAAAGUUUUCAAGACAUCGUUGUUGCUUCAAGACAUGGCAGUGCUAUGCACUGCGGGCGGAAACAAGUUCCUCUUUUCGAACGAGGAAAAACUGGUCAAGUCGUGGUGGCCGGCUCACUUGGAUAAGAUUAUCGUUGGCAACUCAGAAAAAACACUCAAUAUCACUGAGGAGUCUAAUCGAUUUCGCAUGAUUCUCGCUCCGUAUCUGAAGCCUGCCGGCCUCCAACAGUAUGUAGGAACCAUGGAUUCGGUCACCAAAAAGUAUUUGGUUACCUUUUGGGACCAUAAAGAUCAAGUGAAGGUUCACCAACAUGCAAAGAAAUAUGCGUUUACGUUGGCAUGUAAACUCAUGUUAGAUGUGGAGGAUCCACAGAUGUGGAGGAUCCACAAGUAUUGGACAAACUAG
Messenger RNA from Malus domestica (apple), 755 nucleotides. NCBI's taxonomy places the organism in Eukaryota, Viridiplantae, Streptophyta, Magnoliopsida, Rosales, Rosaceae. The record is from RefSeq and is a predicted model, not a curated record.